This is a messenger RNA of Closterium sp. Yama58-4, 1866 nucleotides long. NCBI's taxonomy places the organism in Eukaryota, Viridiplantae, Streptophyta, Zygnematophyceae, Desmidiales, Closteriaceae. The record is from the annotation of a GenBank genome assembly.
AUGAAUCUGGAUGGAACUACAGAAGAGAUGCAGGAAGAGGGUGGGGAGAGCAAAGGGGGGGACGAUGUGGGGACGAAAGAGGGGGCAGAGGGGGAGGGAGAGGCUGUCAAUGGGGCGGACGAAGGGAGAGAGGAAGGCGGGAGAGUGAGGUUUGAUGUGAGGGAAGGGAGGGAUGGCGAGGUGGGUGAAGGGGCAGUGGCAGAGGAGGGAAAGGCAAACGAGUCUUUUCUUCGCAGAGCCCGCUCAACAACCCCUACCUCCCGCGAACGCAAAAAGUCCGCCGCUUUGCCUUCUGCUGCUUCUGCUGCUGGUAGCGGUGCUGGUGGGGAUGGUGGCGGCAGUGGUCGGCCAAAGGCAGGGGGGGCAAAGCGGAAGGGCAGUACAGGAGCGACAGCUGGAGCAGCAGGCGGAGCAGCAGCAGCAACAGCUGCAGCAGCGGCAGCAGCAGCAGCAGAGAAAGAGAAGCAGGCACGGAAGCCUGCAACGGGUAGGAGGCUCAGUUGGAGGCGCAUCACUGUGGGUAGCACAGGGCCCAUCACCCCUGGCAGCAGCAGCAGCAGCAACAGUGGCAUGGGUGGGACGACGGACGGUGGGUAUGGCAGCUUUGGUGGUGGUCUCAACGGUGGUGGUUUUUCCAGCAGCAGCUUUGAGCCAGGCGAACAGGAGGAACACAGGGAGCAAGAUACAACUGGUGAUAUUAGCCGUCCCAGCAUAUGUGAUAUCAUCUCCAAGGAAGGAGAGAAGGACGCAGAAGAGGAUGAAGAGGAAGUAGGGAGAGCUGCAUGUGACACGGCAGGGGAGGCGAUUUCUGAUAAGAGUGCUGUGGAGCAAGAGCUAAGGGAUUUGGAGCAGCAACUGGCGGCCCUGCAGCAGCAGCUGAUGGUGUUGGGUGCGAUGGAGUGUGGUGUUGAUGGUGAGGCGGCCAAGGGAGAGGGUGAGAGAGAGUUGGAGUGUGAGGGGAGUGAAGAGCGGGGAGCAGGGGGGGUUGAGGAAGGGGGCAUGGGGUGGAGAGAGAGCAGGCCGGGAGGGGGGGAGAAGGGAGACGAGGCUAGGGCAGGCGAAGCAGUGGAGGGAAGAGGAGAGGCUGAGGAGAGAAAGGAUGAAUUCUGCAAGGCAGGGGAGGAGGCCGCUGCUAUCAAAAGACGUGGUCAUGGUGCCUUCGAGAAAACUGGAGAAGAGGUGGAGGAUGGGGUGGGUGCAGUGGCGACGGGAAGUGAGGAGGAGGGCAGCAGCAGAGUGGAGGGCAGUGAUGGGAGGAGUGAGCAUGUGCAGGCACAAGCACCGUGCUUUGGGAGUUCGGACGAGUGUGUGAGGCAUGUGAUGGAUCGCGGUGGAGUGGGGUACGCAGUGGUGGCAGCAGGCAGUGGCGACAUCAUCACGUGCAACAACGCCUUCCUCUCCCUCCUCCGCCUCGCCUCGCCUGCCCCUCACUGGCUUUCCUCUCUUGAUCCCACCUCCAAGUCACAAUUUCUGGAUUGGCUCAAAUUGGCCACAGAUACCAAUCAAGUGCCCCCGCUCGUAGCAUGCCUGGCUAACCCAUCCUGCUGCUCCGACGGGUGCGCUGAUUUUGAAUCCUCAUACGCUUCUAACCCUGCUGCUGAAUCGACUCAGCUUACCGCUGGGGAGUCGAACGCAUCCUCUGCUCCGUCCCCUGCAGCAGGCUCAGCAGCAGCAGCGGCAGCAGCAGCAGCGGCAGCAGCAGCAGCAGCGGCAGCAGAAGCGGCAGCAGCAGUGCGCGUUUCCUUCAUCCACACUCCAUCUCUGUUGACCUGUGGUCGACCUGCCUCUGCUGCCGAUGCAGUGCCCUUGCACUCACGCUGUCGAGAGGUUGCCUUGAUCGUGUUUAACGGGUCUCUACAGCAAUGA